This is a messenger RNA of Ixodes scapularis (black-legged tick), 1254 nucleotides long. RefSeq lists its product as uncharacterized. Bases 245 to 943 code for a protein of 232 amino acids. NCBI's taxonomy places the organism in Eukaryota, Metazoa, Arthropoda, Arachnida, Ixodida, Ixodidae. The transcript is spliced from 6 exons. The record is from RefSeq and is a predicted model, not a curated record.
UCUGAAAUAACUACAAAAAACAACGCGGUACGCGGUUUCGUAGGUCUUAUAUUUACAUCGAAAGUCUCUAAUGCUGCUCGUAUUUUGGAAGCUCUAGCAGCUAGCGAAAAGAUGUGCAGAGGGUUUUUUUGCGGGGGAGGAGAGAAAAGGCCGUUGAAGGCUACAGGUGUCGGAAAACAGCUGCGUAGAAUUUGUUUUCUCCCUCCCUCUAUCUCUAGCCAGCACCGUGAGCCGGCCAGAAGAAAUGUAUCGUAGCAAGGAUAACCUACUGCACACUGAUAAUGCACCCGCUCCCGUACAGGCUGAUUUGUCCGGACCGGCGCGGUACGGCAGCACAAGCACGAACGCCCCGCCUCCAGCAUCACGGUUUUGGUUUGGAAAUGAUGAAUCUGUGUUGGAACGGUUGCGCCAGGCACGAGAACAUUACCAAGAGCAGGAUCCCCAGACAGUGGCAUCUGCAGUUCUCAACUAUUGUCUAGGGACAAUUGUUUUCACUAUCAUUGUCUUGGCGACAUUUCUCAUUCCUGCUGCUUCCCUCUUAAUAGGUGCUCUGACCAUCAAAAAGUGCCCUCAUGAGCCGAUGAUACCCGUGGUUCUUGUUGUCGGGGGUGCACUGGCGCUCCUGAGCAGUGUUGCCAACAUCGUUGUUCGUUCUGGACGACUCUAUCCGUCCGAAUCCGACCCAGAGGCAAACGAGCGCAAGUUCCUCAUACUGGGGACGGCCACCGGAGUGCUGAACCUCUUCAUGUUCGCUUUCUUCAUACUGGGUUGCGUGGUCGUCUACGGCAGCUUAUGGCCCUCCAAGGAUCCGAACAGUACUGGCUACUGCUCUCCAAUGGCAUUCUACUUCGCAUUUUGGUUCCAUAAUGCCGUGUUCAUUUUCAUCGGGUUCCUGCUGUUUAUUGGGCUUCUGGGGAUGAUCUGUGGUAGCUGCUUCUGCUGAUAACGCAUGUUGCAUGCACGCACGGUUGCCUGUCACAAUUAUUUUGUCAUUUGAUAUACGUACCUCACGUACACAUACACGUUUCUGAGAUCUGUCCAGGACUUGCUGAGAUCGUUUCAGGACUUGGGAGUUCACCAGCCUUUUUGAGAAGCAGCCUAUAUUCAAGCAAGUAAUUUAGAUCUUAUCAUCUUAUGUAAAUAGAGAAACAUACGAGUGAUAGAAUACAUACAGCUGUUUUGUUUUCGUGUGGCUGCUUGGCGAGCAUAUGUCAAACAUGUACAUCAAGUUUUGUGUUGACCUGUUUUCUUUUU